Molecule: messenger RNA, 1294 nt
Organism: Phragmites australis (common reed)
Lineage: Eukaryota; Viridiplantae; Streptophyta; Magnoliopsida; Poales; Poaceae
Exons: 5
Coding region: 148-1140 (330 amino acids)
Biological process (GO): male meiotic nuclear division; female meiotic nuclear division
Source: RefSeq, a predicted model, not a curated record
UUGACAUGCUGGGCGCUUUUCCUUUUCACGCCUCUUGGAAAAAGGCCUCCUAGUUAAGCACGCGUUGGUCCUCUCUAGCCUCUCACUCCUCUCACACUCUCAGUUUCGGUCUCUCACUACUGCUGCUGCUGCCGCCACCGUUGAGCCAUGGAGACAGCCCAGGAAAGGGAGGUGCAGCUGCAGGGGAGGCAGGCGUGGCCUUUCCACAUGAUGGCGACUACCAGCAGCAACUACAGCAGCAGCAGCAGCAGCAGCGGUAGCGGUGGCGACUGCUUCGUGCUCGGGUGGGAGCAGCCGCCGUUCGGCUGCUUCGGGGUCCUUGCCGCCGACGUCCACGAGCUCUUCCCUCUGUUUGCAGACAUGGAGUCGCCGUUGCCGGUGUCGUCGGCGCCGGCCGUCCCGUCGCAGGCGCACGACGCGGUGGCGAUGCCCGAGGAGCUGGACGAGCUGCUCCUGAACUUCUGGGACGCAAGCUGCAACGACGGCGACGUGGGCGAGCAGCAGGUGCAGGCCGCCUUCAAUUCCAGCUGCUGCGUCCCGCACGAGAAGAGCAGUAGCACUGUCACCACCACCAACUAUUUCUUCCCCUACGAUGAUGACCCCUUGAGCUCGAUUUUCUCGGCGGCGCCCACGCUGGCAGAGAAAGCUCUGCUCCAGGCCCCGGCAGAGCCCCUCAGCUCGUCUUCGUCGAACUGUCACGGGGACCCACACCUGGGGGACGCGGGCGGGGCCUGGGUGCAGGGCGCCGCUGCCACGCCGAGUGCCGCGCGGGCCCCGCCUGUGCCGAGGAGCUCCGCCUCGCUGAAACGCUCGACACGCGAAGCAGAGUCUGAUCAGGCGGAGUGCAGCCAGAGCGUGAGCAAGCGGAGGAAGGCCGAGUCGCCGUCGCCGGCGGGGGUGGUGUGCCCGUUCGCCCUGCUGAAGCCCGACGGGCUGGACGGCGGCGCGACGUUGGCGGACAUCAACGCGCGCAUCCUCAUGCGUCCCGCGCGGCCCGUGCGGCACCCCGUCGGCGAGUUCGCGUGCGCGCCGCGCGUGUCCGCGGACCAGCCGGGCAUAUCGGGCAAGACCGUGUCCAGCUUCACGCGCCUGCACACCCCCGGACGCGGCACCAUAACCAUCAUAAGAACAAGAGGCUGAUCAUGACUGUGUGCUCGUCCAAGCAUCUAACUAGCUUGCAGGUUACUAGAUUAGCCUGGCUAAGUGACUAGAUCUUCAAGUUCUGACGCCAUGUAAUUACAUGCUUGACUGUAAAAUAUCAAUAAACAAGUCUCUAAUCUCUCCUCCUCUCCAA